Molecule: messenger RNA, 933 nt
Organism: Elephantulus edwardii (Cape elephant shrew)
Lineage: Eukaryota; Metazoa; Chordata; Mammalia; Macroscelidea; Macroscelididae
Product: olfactory receptor 8I2-like
Exons: 1
Coding region: 1-933 (310 amino acids)
Biological process (GO): G protein-coupled receptor signaling pathway; sensory perception of smell
Cellular component (GO): membrane
Molecular function (GO): odorant binding; olfactory receptor activity; G protein-coupled receptor activity
Source: RefSeq, a predicted model, not a curated record
AUGGCUGUGUCCAAUUUCACGGAGGUGACUCUUUUUAUCCUCUCUGGAUUUGCAAACCAUCCUGAACUACAAGUCAGUCUUUUUAUGAUUUUUUUGUUUAUUUACCUAUUCACUGUCUUGGGGAACCUUGGACUAAUCAUAUUAAUCAGAAUUGACUCUCACCUUCAUACUCCAAUGUAUUUUUUCCUUAGUAAUUUGGCAUUCAUUGACAUCUUUUACUCCUCCACUGUGACACCCAAGGCUCUGGUCGAUUUCCAGUCCAGCCAGAAGACCAUCUCAUUCAUCGGCUGCUUUGUCCAAAUGUACUUUUUCGUUGGUCUGGUGUGCAGUGAGUGUUUUCUGCUGGGAUCCAUGGCCUAUGACCGCUAUGCAGCCAUCUGCAAUCCCCUACUCUACUCGGUAGCUAUGUCUCAGAAAGUCUGCAAUUGUCUGGGAACCGCACCUUACGUGAUUGGGUUCACAAACUCUCUGAUAUCCAUUUGUGUGAUAAGCAGUUUGCCGUUCUGUGAGUCCAACAUCAAUCAUUUCUUCUGUGACACCACAGCCCUUUUAGCCCUGUCCUGUGAGGAUGCGUUCAGCACAGAAAUGGUCAUCUUUGUUUUAGCUGGGUUCACCCUCCUCAGCUCUCUUCUAAUCAUCACCGUCACCUAUAUUGCCAUCAUCUCAGCCAUCUUGAGGAUCCAGUCUGCAGCAGGCAGGCAGAAAGCUUUCUCCACCUGUGCCUCGCACCUCAUGGGUGUAACCGUCUUCUACGGAUCCUUGAUCUUCACGUAUUUACAGCCUGACAAUACGUCCUCCCUGACCCAGGCACAGGUGGCAUCUGUAUUCUAUACCAUUGUCAUCCCAAUGCUGAACCCACUGAUCUACAGUCUGAGGAACAAAGACGUGAAGAACGCUCUCAUAAGAGUCAUGCAUAAAAAAAUAUUCUCAUAG